Molecule: messenger RNA, 1041 nt
Organism: Pichia kudriavzevii
Lineage: Eukaryota; Fungi; Ascomycota; Pichiomycetes; Pichiales; Pichiaceae
Exons: 1
Coding region: 1-1041 (346 amino acids)
Source: RefSeq, a predicted model, not a curated record
AUGAUUCCUGUUUCUUCGUUGUUGUCAGAUAAGGAGUUUCCUUCGACACCAGAACCGGUUCAGUUCCCUGUCAAAAACACGCCACCUCCAGUUAGUGCAAAAAAGAAGGUUCGUAAAAAUGUCAAAACCGGUAAAGUUCAGAAACCAAAGGAUACGCCUCCUACGAUAAUCAAUGUGGAGAUCCCCUUAUCUACACAUAACGAUGUCCAUGCAGAGCAUAGUUUGGCUAAACUAAUUGAAGAAAAAUAUGGUACAUCGGCAAAUAAUAUCUCCAAGAAUCUGUGGAACAUUGACGAUGAGGAAGAUGAAGAGGGAGAGGAAGAUGACGAGGUAGAGGACGACGAAGAAGAAGAAGAAGAAGAGGAUGCAGAUUUAGAAGACCUAUUGGAUGAUGCUGUAGAUGAAGAAGAAGAGGAGGAUGAGGAUGAGGAUGAAGAAGCCAAUGAAGAAGCUGAAGUUGGAGAUGAUGCUGAUACCGAUGCUAACGCUGAAGAGGACGAGAUUGUACGAGCAUUGAAGAUCAAGUUUACGCCGGGGAUGAGCGAUGCAGAGAAGGAGAAACUUGUCUUGAAGGAAAUUCAUCGGCGAAAGAUGGUUACAAAUAAGAGGAUCGGUAAAUACGACACACAAGAUCCCUUCAUCGAUGAUGAAGAAUUGAUUUACGAAGACGACGUCCAUGCAAAUGCGGAUGGAUGGUUUGUCUGGUAUGGUCCAUUAGAGAAGUCAAGCAGUAUUAACAACAAGAACAAUGGUAAAAACAGGUCACUGGAAGUGCAAUCACCUCCAAAACUGCAGAAAGCAGUACAAAAACCUACAAGGCGUCGUAGACAAGCUCCUCAGUCCAAGCCAAAGGUUCCAGAAACGCCAGCAACACCUACAAGCACACAAACAAAUGAGUCCAAAACUGUUGAUGUCAAGCCAACCACUAAUCCCUCACGUGGUAACGCUAACAUGGUGGAUACUCUAAAAGAGACAGGUCAGCAGCAACAACAACAACAACAACCGUCUAAUCUCAUUAUUGGAUCCUUCUCGUUUCAGUGA